This is a messenger RNA of Pecten maximus, 3121 nucleotides long. RefSeq lists its product as uncharacterized. The record is from RefSeq and is a predicted model, not a curated record. Lineage: Eukaryota; Metazoa; Mollusca; Bivalvia; Pectinida; Pectinidae. The transcript is spliced from 6 exons. Bases 12 to 1232 code for a protein of 406 amino acids.
AAGACUUCAAAAUGCAAAUUGAUAGUCUGUCUGCACCUGCAAAGAAGUUCGACGAAGUCCAUUUCAGUUUAGAAAAAGAGAGUAAAGAAACGUGGUAUGAUGUUUGUCCGAGAUGUAAAGAGAAGGUAAACAAUUAUAGCAUUACACAGUAUCUAGGCGUAGAAUGUCAAACAGAAAACAGGGAAAAUCCUUUUACAAAGUCUCUACUGUACUUGACACCAUAUCCGUCAACUGAUUGUGAGAGACAGGGUACUGGCCGAAAUUCACAUACAUACUUUGCAUACGAGUCAUCAACACAGCAAAGUAACGAACUGAAACCGGCUGUUGAAAACGGAAAUCGGGAUCAUGGGGAUGAGGUGAAAUCACUGAAAUUGAAGAAAACAAGUAGUGAAUCACAAAGAAAGCGUAUUCAAGAUGAGAUUCAAAAGCUCCAAAACGAACUGGAUAAACUUCAUAUCAAUAAAGUUGAAACAGAAUCAGAAUUGACGAGGACACAGGAAGAGAACAAACAUCUCAUAGCCUAUCAAAGUACCAGCGAAGAAAGACUUCGAACUUUACAAAAACGACAUGACGAAUUAAAAUCAGAGACGAAAACUUCACAACAAGAACACGAUCAAAUCAAACAGACUCUGGAAGAGAAGAUUAAGAGUUUGACACAGAAAAAGAAGAAAGCACAGGAUGAAUACAUGUGUUUGAAAGCUGAGUGUGAUAAGCAAAAAGAAGAACUGAGGAAGUUCAAACAACAACUCGAGGAAUUGAAGAAGCCACAGAAAAAACGUGUCGUACUUGGCCUACGUAGUGAGAAAAGCGGAUUGGGAAAAUCUCUGGUUGAUAUGGUAACGAAGGGACUGACGAAGCGCCUACAAGAGAGGCUGGACAUGAGCAACUUAAAUUUGAUGGUUUCAUUUUCUCAAAAUCCAUCCGAUGUCACUAAUGGUUUCCAAAUAGUCAUUUGUCUGAACAUGUCCAGGGUUGGUACCAAUAUCGCGGACAGUCUAAAGGGAAUGAAAGUUGAUAGAGACGUGUUUGUCAUGGUGCUUCAUCACACCAACAAGGAAAAUCUUUCAGCUCUUACUCCUACAAGUCACCGCGUGACCGGAAAUGAAGUGCGACAGUUAGGCGGAAUUCUCGACAUGGCGUUCAGCAGUGAUGGUGGGCUGUACGAAUGUGAUCUUAACAACGUUGCUGUGGAAAAAAUUGCUUCUAUCCUCAGAAAAUGUUUGAUAUUUUAAAUAUCGCAACCCAAAACAUAAACACCAAAAAAAUAUGUUAGUAUGGACAUGGACGUAUGUCAAAAUAGUGUGGAGCGUAUAUUAGAACUCAGAACAUUCCAUUGUAAAGAACAUGGACGUGUGGAUGAGGUGUCAUAUAAACAGAAAUAGAUAUAUAUAUAUAUAUCGUCAAUAUCCUCGUCAAAAGAAACAGUAACUUCUUGCUUAUAAUUUUAUGAUUGCGAUGAUGUGAUUCCAUUCAUGAGACUGCUGUGGUUUCAUUGAAUACAAUGGAUACGUAAAUCGAUCUAGGCAAUUAGUGAUCUCAAGCUUUGGCUUUCAUUUUUUAAAAUAGGAUGACGUAUAAUAAUGAAAAUCAAGCUUUGUAUAAAACACUUAAUAAGCAUUCGAUCUUUUAUUAAGCCGUUGUUUAAAUGACGUGUUGUAAAUGUACAGGCUGGGAACUGUAAUCUUUUCCAGGACCGGUGUGCACACUUUCACUUCGACCAAUGAUGUAGCCUUGCUUUCGCUUUGCUUAUUAUGCAGAACUUAUGCCUAACGGUGUCCUUAUGAUAAUCCGAUAUAUUUAACCUCAAAAUAUCUUUUUAAAUCUAUGGUUUCCAACGAAAUGGUUGCAGCACUUUUGUAUAGUUGAAUUUGUCUUAAGUUGUGUUUUUAUUGUACUAGUCAAUGAUGAAAAUUACGCUGUAAAUCAACUCUUGAAAAGAUGUAAUUUGUAUUGCUUAUGAUUUUAUAUGACUACAACAAUUGUUUUCUUAUUUAAAACAGAGAUGCAUAUUAUUAGAAAUUUGAAGUUAUUUGCACUUUAAUUAUUUAAUUGAUAUCAGUGAAAUAUUUUUCCGGGUAAUGUGUAAUGCAUUCGUAUCCCUGCCACCUUACACGAAAUGAGGAAUAACAAAAGCAAGUGUAAAGUGAGGAUAUCACGUGUUUAUUGUUAAUGGCAGUAAAAAGGAGUGGAUAUAUCAAAUUAGAUUUUGAAUAAAUACCUAAUGAUUUAUCUAAGGUAUGGCACUUCCAAAACCCAUCAAACAAUAAUCGCUACGAACAAAUAUAUCUAACUGAUCCUAAUAUCGUUAAGAUCAACAUAUAAUACAAAAGGAAAGGGGACAAUCGAUUAUCUUACGGCAAAAUCAGUAUUGUUUUUGUUUGUUUUUGUUGUUGUUAUUUUUUUUUCGAUUAAAUGAUUGGUUAAUCCGUAAAUAUCCCGGAAUGAAAUCAUUUUGAUAAUAAUAUACAUUCCAGUUUUAAAUGUACAUAUGGGUGAGAAAAAAAGGAUGAUCUCUGUUAUUAUUUGAUGAUAUACAUUCGUCUUGGUUUCAAUCAAUUGAUCUCUUAAUAUGUUUAGAGACUAAAAACAACCCCUUUAGUAUCGAAACAAGACCUUAGCGAUCUUCUAAUUCGAAAGUGCUAUAAUUUCUUUUAUGUAGAUUAGCAUAUAAAUCAAGAUACAUGUAUAUGUAACAUGCAAGUAUAUUUGUUUACUCAUUAGACAAUAUUGAAAAGUAAAAUGUAACAAUUACGAGCCGAACAUAUAGAAUGCGUGGCCUGUGUCAUAUCUUUGGACGUGUUUGAAGUAGAAAAUGCUUGUAUCAAGCUCAGUCUACUGGGAUGUUCUGAACCUUUAUUUCGAUUUUUAUUUUAGAAUCAGGCUUAAACUAAGAAAACUUCAGUGACACAAAAGUCUAACGCAUUAAAAAGACUCAUUUGCGUGUGAGGGAUUAAUGUUGUUUACAGAUGAACACUGUAGUUAUCAAAAAGACUUUCCUUUAUAUAUUUGAUAUAUUAAGACAGUUUCAAUUCUUAUAUGAAAAUGAAGUGCUCUGUUUUUAGUUAUUCUAGGACCGCCAAAUGUUUUAGCGAUUGUUAAUAAAUAUCAUAGCAAAAGUGUU